AUGCAGAGACCCACAGUGGCGGCAAUGAUGUCCCAAGCAGAGAAAAGGCUGUGGCGUAAAACCAGUGUUUUACGCCAGCCAAUAGAUGUUUGCCACAUCAGAGUUCACUUAAAGAAACAAUAUGAACUCAAAAAUAAAAAAGAGUUCACGCUCACAGCUUCCUCUGCUUCCUUCACGCCAUUCCUCCGCUUCCUUCACGCCGAACCUCCACCACCGCCCCACAGAUCGCCGGAGCAGAACGAGGAGAAGAAGAAAGAGUUCUCUCCGUGCCCUCUGCUUCCUCCUCUGGGGCUGUACCGUCCUUUGCUUGCCCAAACCUCCACCACACCACACACUGGAGCUCACUGCCACAGAGUUCGCCGGAGCUGUGCAUGGAGCUUGGAAACAAACCGGAGCCACCGUGAGCCACGAUGCAAAGGAGGUUCAACCUUAGCUGAUCUUCAGCGGGCUCUGGAAGAUUACUUGCCUGUUCUUUUAGGACUAGUUAAAGAUGGAAGCCAUCUACAAUACAAGGUACAAUUUGUAUGGGCAAAUCAGGAGGAUGACGCGGAGGAAACCGGCAUGUCUAAUGCUUGGUAUGAGGUGUUGUCAGUUUUGCACUUGAUGGCAAUGCUUUUGAAACAUUCCAUGAUCAAUUGAAGCACCAUGUAUCUUGAACUCAACUUAGGCUAAUGCAGCAAUGGAGUGCUUGUUUUUUUUCCAUCUUUUUGGUCAGAUGGUGGAGAAACUGUCAAAAAUGGAGCUAGAACAAUGGGCCACUACGUCUAAUCUGGAAUGCAAGAAUAAAUCUUGACAUAAAAACUGCUAAGAAUAUGAAGUUUUGGUGCUCUGCCAGGAAAAUAGUAGCUCUAUCAAAGAUGGCCUUCUCGGUUGUAACUGAAUUUUUUCAAAGUAGAACCUGUUACAAGCAUUCCAUGAUGUAUUGAAGCCCUAUCUUGUUGUCAAUAGGCUAAUUUUAAGUAUCAUUGAAACAUUGAAUGUAUUUUAUAAUUUUGACUCCUAGAGUAGUUUCAUUGUUCAUUUACAAAAACUUUUACAAGGAUUUAGAGUACAAACCAAGAAGAAUGUAAUAAAAUUUAGUUUUUAUUUA
This is a messenger RNA of Quercus robur (English oak), 1090 nucleotides long. RefSeq lists its product as uncharacterized. The transcript is spliced from 5 exons. Lineage: Eukaryota; Viridiplantae; Streptophyta; Magnoliopsida; Fagales; Fagaceae. The record is from RefSeq and is a predicted model, not a curated record. The coding region runs from base 1 to 639 and encodes 212 amino acids.